GAAUCAGGCCUCUAACACGCAUAUGUUCAGUUAAUAUAGUCAAUCGACUUCAAUUCCACCAAACUGAGGGCGUGUUGCUUUCUCGCUAAGAACAAAAGGCGAACUCUACAACGUUUGCACUGAAUUACCUGUCCAUGUACCUGAUGAUCUAUUUCCCCACACACGUUUCGAACAUUGAUUGAACUUGUUGUUGCAUGUUCUGUAUGCAUGGUUUUCUUCCUCUUAGCAAAACCAAAAAUCAAGGAUGUGUUCGUUUGUUUCCGAAGGAUAAUGUGUAAAGAAAGAUUGCACUUAUCUCAACCCAGCUUCAGUUCUUCUAUAAUUGUUCGUAUUUUGUGUAGAUGCUCGUCAGUUUCAAGCUAGAUCUUGAUCGUGCCGCAGGUCAACUAUUUUUUUUAUCCCCGUUAAACCUAAAACACCAAAAUGUACGUCAAGUGGUCACCAAUAGAUUCGGUUACGGCCAGUGCUAAAUCGUUUGAGUUGUCAAUCCUUAAGAAAUAUUCAAAUUUCAUGCUUAACGAUGCUGAACAAUGUGAAAACAGUGACUGUAAUUGUGUCAAGAAGAUCAGCGUGAUAUUUGUUUUGUAUCGGUUUAUGGUGAUUGUGAGCUAUUUGCUCUUUCUUGGUGGCCUGUGGCAGUUAGAAGUGAUUCUUAAGAAAACAAUACGAAACCGUUGUGGAAAUUGCCAAAAGCAAAGAAUUAAAUCUACUAAAAAACUUUGCAAACAUUGCUCGAUAUCUGAAGGAAAUAGUAACGUUUCAUCACUAGAUAGCAAUGAUAUUUCGGAGGACGAACAACACACUAGUGUAUUGAACUCGUUUAACGACUGUGUCAAUGAAAAUGUACACAUUGUAAACUACCGAGAGGAAGAAACGGAAGCUGAUGGAUUUCUUGAUGACGAAUACAUCGACAUUCUGGCGAAUUCGCAGUUUGCAGAAGACGACCACAAAGAUUUGGAAUUUUUACUUCAACCGUUAGAAAUAAACUGGGAUUCUCCCGUGCCAAUUGAACUGACACCUUCUUUGGACGAUUCGUUUCGAGAUGAUUCCAGUGAAAUAUAUUUCGACGAGGAUUAUGUUUCUAUACUGGGUGUCGAUGCUCAAAAUAGUUUUGAAGCACUCAAACAUAAUGAGCAACUAGAGGAGGCAUAUCAACCGUUUUCUUCAGAGCCGGUCCUAGCAAUGCUAGACGUGCCGACGAGCAAUUCACCGAUUUUCGACGAUGAAGUUGUAGCUGCCAUUAUUGGAAAUAUCAGCCAAGAGGUGCUCCUUCCUUCUGGUUUCGAAAAUGAAACCGAAUGGUUAUAUGCGUGAUCAUAGGUUAGUAGAGUACUUAUUUGAAUAUAAAGAUAAACUAGUUAAUAGAUUAGUUUGAUUAUGACAAUGUAAUUCCCAGUCCUGAAACAGGUAAUAAAAAUUUUUGU
Messenger RNA from Culex quinquefasciatus (southern house mosquito), 1424 nucleotides. RefSeq lists its product as uncharacterized. The record is from RefSeq and is a predicted model, not a curated record. The transcript has 4 exons. Lineage: Eukaryota; Metazoa; Arthropoda; Insecta; Diptera; Culicidae. Bases 424 to 1314 code for a protein of 296 amino acids.